AUGGGUAAUUACCGGAGUAACUGUGUGCAUGUGAGACACCACACUGGAGAGAAGCCAUAUGAAUGUAAAGACUGCGGGAAAGCCUUCACUCAUUCCUCAUACCAUACGGGUCACAGAAGAACUCACAGCAGAAAAAAGCCCUCUGUAUGUGUGGAAUGUGGGAAAGCCUUUACUCGAUCCACAGGACUUCUUUUACACAUGCGAAGUCGCACUGGAGAAAAACUACAUGAAUGUAAGGAAUGUGGAAAAGCUUUUAAUAAUUCUUCACUGCUCAGUCAGCACGUAAGGUUGCACAUCAGAGAGAAGCCAUAUGAAGGCAGGCAGUGUGGGAAAGCUUUCACUCAGUCAUCGGGCCUUACCACACAGUUAAGAACUCACACUGGAGAGAAGGCCUAUGCUUGUAAAGAACGUGGGAAAGCUUUUGCUCGUUCCACAAAUCUCAAUAUGCACAUGUGAACACACACUGCAGGAAAGCCAUACAAGUGUAAAGAAUGUGGGAAAGCCUUCAGAUACUCCACGUGCUUUAACGUGCACGUGCGAACUCACGCUGGAGAGAAACCGUAUGAAUGUAGGGAAUGUGGGAAAACCUCCACUCAGUCUUCAGCACUUGAGAAACACCUACAAAUGUUCCUCAGACCUCAGUAUUCACAUCUUUUUAAAAAUUUUUAA
Lynx canadensis (Canada lynx) is the source of this 669-nucleotide messenger RNA. RefSeq names its product zinc finger protein 846-like. Gene Ontology annotation, biological process: regulation of transcription by RNA polymerase II. The record is from RefSeq and is a predicted model, not a curated record. Gene Ontology annotation, molecular function: DNA-binding transcription factor activity, RNA polymerase II-specific; RNA polymerase II cis-regulatory region sequence-specific DNA binding. NCBI's taxonomy places the organism in Eukaryota, Metazoa, Chordata, Mammalia, Carnivora, Felidae. The transcript is spliced from 2 exons.